AUGGACGGCUCUCCAAUUGUUGCCCGCGGAGGGGCGUCACUCAGUCCAACGAGCCCGGCUAGCUCUCGUCACGGCAAUGGCGGUCCCAAGAGAAAGCGAAGCGGACCCGUCACCCACGAGAGCAGUCCCGGCAGCGCUCUGGAAGACGAUCACGGUGACCAUGGCGAUCACGAUAAGAAACGCCAGCCUGGCGUAAAGAGAGCUUGCAAUGAAUGCCGGCAACAGAAGAGUUGCUCGCGGUGCAACCGUCUGAAGCUCGAAUGCAAGAUCCAGUCCAACUUUAAACGAAUUGGCAAGCGUUCCAAGCACGCCGAGAUGGAAAAGGAGAUUGAGCGUUUGCGGCGUAACGUUGCCCGAGCAAAAGCCCAAGGCUUCACCGUGGAAGGCGGCGACGACGACGACUUGAAUUCCCCCGCGGCCCCCAGCGCUGCCCCCUACACCCACACUCGUAACCCGUCCCUGAUGGGUUCAGACGAGGCCGUUUCUUCCCUCCUUCAUCUCAAGAGGGGAGGCGCAUACGCCCUGCCGCAUUACUCGUACGAGCUAGAGGGCGUUCGACUGACCGAUGACAAUGUCACCCACCUGUUCAACGAGUUUUUCGCCUACUACCACCCGUUUCUGCCGUUUCUUAACCCCCAACAGCCUCCGGACCAGUACAACCAGCAGCACCCGUUGCUGUUCUGGUCCAUCAUCGCGGUUGCGGCCCGGCGCUUUAGCCCGCAUGACUGCGCCAAUCUUCUCACCAAUCUGUCGGGUCCAAUGACUCGGUUCUUAUGGACCACAAUCGGCGAGGUGCCCAGCAACUACCAUGUGGUCAAGGCCAUGUGCCUGCUCUGUACCUGGCCUCUGCCCACCAGCACUACCACGUCGGAUCCUACUCAUAUUCUCUGUGGUGUCAUGAUGAAGACGGCAACUGGCAUUGGGCUGCACCGGCCGAAUCACAUUAGGGAUUUUUCGAGGGUGUCGGUCGAACUCAACAAGGAGCAGUUGGCGGAUCGUGUCACCACUUGGGCAGUAUGUAAUAUCGUGGCUCAGAACGUGGGAACGGGAUACGGGCAGCCAGCAUCCACCCUGUAUGACUGGACCCUGGCCCUUCGGCCUGGUGACGAUCCAGCUCUACACCUUUCGACCGAUCUCGAAGCCCGACUGCAAAUCGAGCGAUUCUGCGACAAGGUGUCCAAGGAGAUGUACAGCAAUGCCAGCGAUCCGAGAGGUGUUGCUGGCGAUGAACAUCGCGCCAUGCUGAUGCGAGUCUAUCGUCGAGACUACGGCGAGCUUCAAGCUUCCGUCAUGUCCCAGCAGCUUGGACCCAUCGUCAAUCUGCAUCUUCGAGCCGCCGCACUUCACAUGAGACUGGCUGGCUUCUUCGACUCCAGCAAGACUCCGGGUUACAUGGAUGAUCUCAUGGGUCUUUGGAGGGCGGCGUCUAGUUUUCUCGAUGAGCUCCUCGAAGUCGACAAGGUCACUUCCCCGCGGGACAGCGUACGCGGAACAAUUCUGCUGUAUGCGACCAACUACUUGCAACAGAUGCUUGUCGCGGCUGGCUUCACUCUGCUGAAGCUGAUGAGAUCGUCUUUCUGCAAGACAAUCGAUUUUGCUCGCGGCCGAACAUUAUUCCACCAUUCCGUCAAAGCUAUCCGGGGGACCAGCGUGGUUCACAAUGAUCUGCAAUGGCGCUUGGCUGAACUGAUGGUGCAGAUGUGGGAAGGGGCUCGUCUCGACAGCCAAAACCACGCAUACGACCCAGAUGACGAUACGGCCGUGCAAAUGGACGACAGCCUACAGCUCAAAGUCCGCUGCCGUCACAGCAUGAGUCUGGUGUUUGAUUCGGUCUGGCGGUGGAGAGAAGAGUACCAAGCUCAAGGGCGAGGAAGCCUGGAGAAUACGAAGCACCCUACGCACCCAGAAUCAGCCAACGAGUCGUCGGCCUCAUCCUCGCAGCUCGACAACACCCUUAUGCCGUCCCAUCCUCUCUCUGCGUCAAGCAUGCUGACCACCAACGGGGCCUUGACACCCGGCGCUGCCGGCCUAUCGGCGGCCGCGGCCGCUCCGAGUACUAUAAUUGCCGGCCUGCCCUACGAAACGAAUUACGACUUUUUUGAUCCUCAACAUUGGAUGCUGGACGGUUUGGUCGAUCUCAAUUACGGUGGCUUUGUGCCUCCUCUCGAAGGCGCAUAG
Molecule: messenger RNA, 2178 nt
Organism: Metarhizium album ARSEF 1941
Lineage: Eukaryota; Fungi; Ascomycota; Sordariomycetes; Hypocreales; Clavicipitaceae
Product: C6 zinc finger domain protein
Exons: 3
Coding region: 1-2178 (725 amino acids)
Biological process (GO): DNA-templated transcription; regulation of DNA-templated transcription
Cellular component (GO): nucleus
Molecular function (GO): transcription cis-regulatory region binding; zinc ion binding; DNA-binding transcription factor activity, RNA polymerase II-specific
Source: RefSeq, a predicted model, not a curated record